This is a messenger RNA of Linum trigynum, 4450 nucleotides long. The record is from the annotation of a GenBank genome assembly. Lineage: Eukaryota; Viridiplantae; Streptophyta; Magnoliopsida; Malpighiales; Linaceae.
UCAAUCAUCUUAACAAGAACUUCAAAAAACAGAGUUCCUCUACUAUCUCACCAUCUAGUUUACCAAAACCUCUUCUCUUUACAUCAUGGAGAAUCUCAGAACCCUUUCGAUUCCAACUCAAGCCACACCCUAUCUUCUGUUCAUCAUGCUCACAGUAGCUCUCACCACCACCUCAGCAUCCCGAAUCCUCGUCGACGACGACGAAUCCUCAUCAUCUCCAUUGCCAGCGACAUCCUCACCAGCCACCUCUGCUUCCCCUGCUACAGCCACUGCAGCAACCUCCACCACCGUUGACCCCGACCACACGUUGACCUUCUUCAUGCACGACAUCCUAGGCGGGUCAAACCCAACCACCAGAGCUGUGACAGGAGUGGUCAACAACCCCGCAAUCAACGGCCAGGUCCCUUUCGCCAAGCCAAACGGCGCCGUCCUCCCAGUCAACAACGGUCUCCCACAGAACAACAACAACAACAACAACAAUCUCCCCUUCCUCACCGGCCUAGCUGGCACCACGUCAGCAACCCUGAUGCAGAACAACAACAACAACGGCAACAAUUUCAACUUCCCUGUUGGCAACGGCGGCCAGCUGCCCACGGGCUCGGCCCUGGCGCAGCUGAUGUUCGGGACCAUCAACGUGAUCGACGAUGAGUUGACCGAAGGCCACGAAUUGGGGUCGCAGCUGCUGGGGAAAGCGCAGGGCUACUACGUGGCGAGCUCGAUCGACGGGACGAGCCAGGCUAUGGCGUUCACUGCUAUGUUUCAGGAUGGACAUUACGAGGACAGUCUCAAUUUCUUUGGUGUUCAUAGGGCUGGGGUUUCGGAGUCGCAGCUCGCUGUGAUGGGCGGGACGGGGAAGUAUGUGAAUGCGAAAGGGCACGCGGUGGUGAAGACGGUUGUUCCGGUUGGUGGUGCAGGGAAUAAUCAUCAGACGGAUGGGAUCGAGACUCUGCUCGAGUUUGCUGUGUAUGUGAUCUACUGAUUUGAUUGAUUGAUGAUUUGGGUUGGUUUGUGUGAAGGAAUUUAAGGUAUGGGGUGUGAUGAAAAAAAAGAAGAAGAUGUGUAUGCAUAUGUGUACAUCUGUGUAAAUUUAGGGGUGUCAAGUUUGGGUACCCGAACUGAUAAGAUGUAUUAUCAGAUUUUUCGGUUUUGGUUUGUUUUGAUUUUGGCUUCGGGUUUUCGGUUUUUGAGUUUUAUUAUUCUGUUUUGGUUUCUGGUUUAGAUAAAAAUAUAAACUCUUCAUAUCCCAUAAGGUGUUUUGGUGGCGAAACCCAAAAACACUCUUAUUAGUUUCGGGUUUGAUUUUCAAAGGAUAACAGGUUUCAAUUCGAUUACCCGAACCAUACCGACAACCCUAUCUGUGUUUGAUUUGUGUGACCGGAGAAAAUUUCCUGACUUUGUUUUUUUUUUCCCCAUUGAGAAGAAGGUAUGGGAUUAACUUUGCACUAGUUCGCAUAAAUUUCUUAAAGAACGGGUCUAUAAUCAUGUUAGGGAAAGUGAACAUGGAUCAUUCAUGUUUUGUCUCCUCUAGUCUAAGUUCCAUUCUUUUUCCUCUUAAUUUGAAUUGUUUCAUGGUUCAAUCAAUGACUAUUGAUGAGAAAUUAACCAACAUGCAUUAUCUAGUAUAAUGUCAAGCUAGUUUAAACGGCGACAAGGAUGACAGCUCCGAACGGACCAAUUUGUAAGCAGAUACUUAUGGUCGGAACCAGCAACAAGGUAACCGACUUGCCACAAGAUGAAAGGAAUACCACGAGAAGCAAUUUGUUACAUUGAAAUCAUUAGAGGAAGUUGACUCUUUAGAGAACCACAAACCACCUGUGAUUAGCACGAUCAAGAGAGAAAGUGUGGUUGUCCUUUCAGAAGAGAGAAACAAACAUCUCUAACUAGGUUAACAUCUUCUUUCUUGUUUUCUCUCUAGGUCAUCUUGUUUUCUCCUUGAAAAUUUUCAUACUAAAAUACACAGAUUAUAGCACUUGUGGGCUUGAAGUAACAAAAAAUAACUUGUGUUUAUAAUUCUGCGAGGGCAGGUAAAUGUCACUAUAAAACACUGGGAUCUUUAGCCAUUGUUGCAUCAAACCAUGGAUUCUCUCUUGGAUCUAAUGGAUGAAGGUAUUCUUUAAUUCACUAGCCCUUCAAUAAAAGGUAUAAACAUCCAUCAAUAACUUAUUGGAAAACUAAAGAGCGCAAUUCGCUGGAACUAUCGCUUUUGCGGUUGUCUCGGCUCUACAAUCACCACAAUACCAUGACAAUAUUUCCGUCGAUACUCCUUAAACACCCUUAGGAAGCGUUUGCUCCCUGCACCCCUACAAUUCCACGUAAAAAAAUUAAGCAUUAAAACCAUAUGGAAAGUAGGUUUAUCAAGACACACACAGGUUUAAUUCGAGGGGGCCUCAUUGCUGAGGCAUCCCUUCGUUAUCUCAUGGUCCAUCGCUGUUGUUGCUUCCUCUGGGCUCCCCUUGUUUAGAGGCAGCUGGUCUGGGGGACGGGUCUGGUUACUCACAUUAGAGGUAUAGCCAUACACUGGUAAGCGGCUCGUGUUUCUAAUUGUAUCUGUUGCGCGGUGGCACCUCCGUUGAGGCUGUGUUGUUACUUGACUGAAUGGUGGAUUUACCUUGUGAUUUCGUCGGUGGAAUAUCGACUAGAGGGGCCAUCGUAAAGGUUCUCGCCGGCGGAUGGUUCGAUGACCACGUCGGUUUUUCACCUUUUUCCGCUCCCCUCGCUGACCUCUUUCCCAUUCUGUUUCGCGGUUUGACUGCUCUCUUCAUUCCUCUUGCGAGUAAUCUGGGAAUCAUCUCUCAGUCUAGAUUCAUUACCUGUAUCCAUCUCUCCGUGUCUCAUUAGCAUUACUUCCUUUGUGCGUACUCGGAACAUUAGCUCGAUUAGGUUGGUCCUUCCUUCGAGUUCUCUUCUUUGCUAUCAUCCAAUCACCAUAGGUUUCCUUGUGCUCUUUUGUUUCUAGGUCAUUAUUCAGCACAACGGUCUCGGUUUCCAUUUCCGCUGGGACAUGCAUGCACGAAUAGUGCCCCCUUUCCCUGUACGUGCCGCACUGCAAACAAAUCUUCUAUAGACCCUCAUAUUGGAUAAAAUACUUUUUCCCAUGUAGCCUGAACAUAGAGAGUAGCGGUUUGGUCAGAUCAACCUGGACACACACCCUAGCAUAAUCACUUCGAGCACCCGUGCUUGUUGCAUGAUCAACUCUCAAUGGCUUCGCAAUACGUUGUCCAAUUUUCAUCACUGUUACUGGGUGAAAAUACUGAAUCGGAAUCUCAAGCAACCGCGCCCAUACCAUCGUGCACGAUAUCUCAUGCUCGUAUAUGUUAAAGUCCUUAGUCCAUGGAUGAACUGUUAAGUAGUUAUCACCCACCAUUCAUGGCCCACCUGUAAUUGCUCUUUCGUAGUCCUUGCCACUAGUAAAACGGACCAAAAAUACUCAUUUUUGGCCGAGGUUACUUGAAUCGUACUCACUUUUUCCAAAAUACUCGUCAACCGUUUGGCCAUUAGCAUAUAGGAAACUGAUCGUCCCAACGCCUUCACCACCAGUGCCAAUCGCCAUUCCCGGUUGAACAUCCUUUCCUCCGCUGCCGAAAAAUAGAUUGGGGGACAUUUGGGAUCUUCCUCACCCUCAAGCCCCGCACUACAAUUAAAUUCCAAACGAAAAAUUCUGACAAUUAAAAAUAAAUUCGAAAGGGCAAUGAGAUGAAAAUGGGUUAUGAGAUGACCAAAUGAAAGAUGGGCUUGCAUUAUGAGAUGACCCAACAUCUCCAUUAUUUCAGAUUGUGGAGAAUUUGGUGCAACUGACGAAAAAGAUGUUAAACCAAUAGUUGUUAUUGUUAACAUGUUUUCUAACUGCUCAUUAAAGAGAUUAGGUGAAUCAUGCAAAGAGUAACACAUAGGAAAUUUGAUUAAUAAUUUGACUAUUGAAAAAGGAGGCACAGGAGGGCAUUUGGUCUAGUGGUAUGAUUCUCGCUUAGGGUGCGAGAGGUCCCGUGUUCAAUUCUCGGAAUUCCCCCUUCCUUUUUUCCCCACUCCCCCACCUGCUUUCUCUACGUCGUCGUUUCAACGUCCACACUUACCGUACCAAUCAGCGGCCCUUGCUCUUGGGCUAGUUGGAUAUACGCUUGAGAUUGGGCCAAGAUAUUUAGCCCAAUUUGAAAUAACUACAGUGUUCGAGCUACGUUUGACAUUAGGCCCAUCACUUUCAGAUAUGGUUUUUAAAAAUUCGGGUUGACCGGACAGUUGAAACUUGAAACCAGGUCGACCGUGACAGAUCCUCGGUCAGCUCGGGUUUGACAGAGUUCCCCUUUCUUAGCCCCGGUGAGUUUUGAGCCGAUGAAAGACCGAAGGCACAUGGUUACUAAAAUACGGUAUGGAAAAGUUACUUAUAAUACAUUUUGUCUCUAAACUCAAGUUUCGUUUGAUAGUACGUUAAUAGUUAUAAAGAUAUAAAUUAAUU